This is a messenger RNA of Prunus armeniaca (apricot), 3069 nucleotides long. The record is from the annotation of a GenBank genome assembly. Lineage: Eukaryota; Viridiplantae; Streptophyta; Magnoliopsida; Rosales; Rosaceae.
AUGGAGACGAUACAGAGCCGAGUCGAGGCAUGGAUCAAGGAGCAGAGAGCCAAGCUCCUGAAGGUAUCGUGGGGCCCACUGCAGUGGAGGAUGAAGUGGCCGUGGGUCGGCGGCGACGGCUACCGGGAACAUCGCCGGAGGAUCCACCAGGAGUACGAGCGCCGCCGCAAGCAGCUCCACGAUCUCUGCGGCGCCGUCAAGGCCGACUCCGUCUCUGACCUCCAGGACAUCCUCUGCUGCAUGGUCCUCUCCGAGUGCGUUUACAAGAGACCUGCUUCGGACUUGGUUCGCGCUGUGAACAAGUUUAAGGCCGACUUCGGAGGACAAAUUGUAUCUCUCGAGCGUGUUCAGCCUUCUUCGGAUCACGUUCCUCACAGUUAUUUAUUGGCGGAAGCAGGUGAUACGUUGUUUGCUUCCUUCAUUGGUACGAAGCAGUACAAGGAUGUGAUGACCGAUGCGAAUAUAUUUCAAGGUGCUAUAUUUCAUGAGGAUGCCGUGGAGGUUACUAAUGGGACCGAAAAUAAUAAAUCAAAUCGACCUCAAAAUGGAAAUGGAAAUGGAAAUGUGGAGAAUUUGUGGAACCCUCUUGAAUCGAAAUCGAAGCAAGUGAAUGAUAAAGCUAAACCGGCUGCUCAUCGGGGGUUCUUGGCUCGUGCCAAAGGUAUACCUGCUUUGGAAUUGUACAGGCUUGCUCAAAAGAAAAAACGCAACCUUGUGUUAUGCGGUCACUCACUUGGUGGAGCAGUAAGUAGCAGUACUAGCUACCCUUGCUAUUUUAAGAGUGGUUGCUGCUUCUUCUUCUCACUAAAGGAGAAUGAAAAUGUUAAAGUCAAAUGCAUAACAUUUUCCCAGCCCCCUGUUGGGAAUGCAGCUUUAAGAGAUUAUGUUAAUAGAGAGGGGUGGCAGCAUUACUUCAAGAGUUACUGCAUUCCAGAAGAUCUGGUGCCUCGCAUCUUGUCUCCUGCUUAUUUUCACCAUUAUAAUGCACAACCUCCUUUAGUGCCCGCUGAAACUGGAAGUAAUAGCAUAUCCAUGUUAAAAAGUGAGGAAGCAGUAGGAAAACAUAGAGAGAAUGAGGGGGAACAAUUGGUUCUUGGUUUGGGACCUGUACAGACUUCUAUCUGGAGACUUUCAAGGCUUGUUCCCUUAGAGGGCGUAAGAAGACAAUUUAAUAAAUUUAGAGGAAAGAAAGUUAAUUCUGUCGAGACAUCUUCUCUGUCAGAUUCUGUUGCAACAACUGUAGUGGAUGAUGACAUUGUUGAAGCACAGUCUCUUGAAAUCCAAGAGGGUUCUGAUGGUAUAUCUCUUAAGCCUAUCUCUGAAACUGAUAAAGAGCCACCAUAUGUGUCACCAAAUGAGAAGUCAGCUAAAACAAGCACUGCUAAAAAUGGGGAUGGCAGGACAUGGCGUAGAGUGCCUUAUUUACCUUCGUAUGUACCAUUUGGGGAGCUUUAUCUCUUGGAAAAUUCAUCAGUGAAGUCACUAUCAGAUGCAGAGUACUCAAAGUUGACAUCGGUCGGAUCUGUGAUUGCGGAACUAAGGGAACGAUUUCGAUCGCAUUCAAUGAAGUCAUAUAGGUUUCGGUUCCAGAGAAUCUAUGACCUGUGCAUGAGAGAUGAUACCUCACCUUUUUCAGGCAUAGAGCAACUGCAGCAGUUUCCGCAUCUGCAGCAAUGGCUUGGCCUUGCAGUUGCAGGAAAUGUGGAGCUUGGGCAUAUUGUCGAGUCUCCAGUUAUUCGGACUGCUACUUCAGUUGCUCCUCUUGGAUGGAAUGGCAUACCUGGUGAGAAGAAUGGAGAUCCACUAAAAGUUGAUAUCACUGGUUUUGGAUUGCAUCUUUGUACACUUGUUCAUGCCCAAGUGAAUGGCAACUGGUGCUCAACAGCAGUAGAAUCCUUUCCUGCUACCCCAACUUACUCUUCAAAUUAUGGAGAGAAGGUGGACCUACAACAAAUGCGAGUCUUAGUUGGAGCUCCGUUGAAACAACCACCAAAGCAACAGAUGGUAGCAGAUUCAUUUAUGCAUGUGUUUCCUAUUGAUUCCAACACAGCUAAUCUUAAUAGGGAGCACACUUCAGGACCAUCUCCUGAGGAAAAGUCCAUCCGUCCUGAAGGAUUAAGUGAAUUUGUCAUAUUUUGUACCAGUGAUUUUACCACAGUCUCAAAAGAGGUUCAUGUGAGAACUCGUAGGGUGCGGUUACUUGGACUUGAGGGUGCUGGCAAGACUUCACUUUUUAAGGCUAUAUUAUCCCAAGGCAGAUUAACCAAUAUUUCCAAUAUUGAGAAUCUGCUUCCAGAAACUGAUGUCCAAGAAGGUAUUUCUCGUGGUUUAUGCUUCUGUGAUUCAGCAGGGGUAAAUUUGCAGGAGAUGAAUAUGGAGGCCACUCAUUUCAGAGAUGAACUAUGGGCAGGAAUUCGUGAUCUUAAUCGAAAGACAGACUUGAUUGUUCUUGUUCAUAACCUGUCUCAUAGAAUACCACGCUCUAACAACUCAAAUGGAACCCAGCCAAAGCCAGCCCUUUCACUUCUACUGGAUGAAGCUAAAUCUCUGGGAAUUCCUUGGGUUCUUGCCGUAACAAACAAAUUUUCUGUCAGUGCUCAUCAGCAAAAAGAAGCAAUUGGUGCUGUUAUCCAGUCAUACCAAGCAUCUCCGAGAACCACUUGCGUUAUCAAUUCCUGUCCAUAUGUCAUGCCCAGUGCUGGUGCAAGCACUGGAGAUGCUGAUGAGAGGAUGAGUGCUCAAAAGCUUAUUUAUGCUCCCAUAAAUCUUGUUAGGAGGCCUUUCCGGAAGAAAGAAAUCAUUCUCCCAGUGGAGGGUGUCAACUCUCUUCGUCAAGUAGUCCAUCAUGCACUACGAACCCAUGAAGAAGCCGCCUUUCAGGAACUUGCUAGAGAUCGGCUUUUGGUGGAAAUGGCACGAGAGCGUGCAAUGGCUAUGGAUGCAAGCCGUGAUUCUCAAGCUAAGGCAAAUUCACUUACAUCUGCAGCUGUGGGUGCUUCCCUUGGAGCUGGCCUUGGGCUUGUCUUGGCUGUUGUCAUGGGUGCAGCAUCCGCCUUGAGGAAGCCUUAG